This is a messenger RNA of Pyricularia oryzae 70-15, 2487 nucleotides long. Its product is annotated as septum-promoting GTP-binding protein 1. Gene Ontology annotation, cellular component: spindle pole body. NCBI's taxonomy places the organism in Eukaryota, Fungi, Ascomycota, Sordariomycetes, Magnaporthales, Pyriculariaceae. Gene Ontology annotation, molecular function: GTP binding; GTPase activity. Bases 784 to 1719 code for a protein of 311 amino acids. The transcript is spliced from 3 exons. Gene Ontology annotation, biological process: regulation of exit from mitosis. The record is from RefSeq and is a predicted model, not a curated record.
AUUUUUGCGAGCCCAGACUGUACUGUACCUAGAUUCAGGUCAAUCUUUGCCGUUUCCUUCUCACAUGCGGCCAUAUUUCUAAGUCUAGUCCAUGUACCAGGCCAAUUACACAGCCCCGUGAACAUUCCGAGAUAAUUGUUGUCCCACCCUUUGCUCUCAAAAUCAAAUUUCACUCCGUACCUCGUCAACGGGGCCCCUUUUCUUCUGGAUUUUGCUUUGUAACUCUAACCGAUUUCAGCUCGGUUCCCCUCGCGAGCAUAGCACGGAUCAAAAGCCACUCCUUUCUCUCCUUGCAACGGCCACUACCGAUGCACUAGGCGGAUGGAGUCCUCCGAUUCUGCCAUAUGAUCUGAACGACACAGGCGGUCAAGAGACAGAAGCAGAGAUUCGAACACCCGCUCUGGCAUCGAAUUAUAGACAGCGACGGUGCUUGUAGCACAAGGCUUCAUAGCACUAGGCUGUCGAAAGCCACGGAUCGACGACCCGUUGUCAUCGCAACUUUCCCCCGAUUUCGCCGACAUCCUCGCCCCUCGAGCCUGACACAUCUCAAGCCAACACUGCUUGCUGCCCCCAUUUUCGUCGCCGACCCACGAACGAGACAAUAGCGACAGCAUACCCAUCUGCCCGCAAAUUUCGCAUCACUCAGCGGCCGACGGUCAACUACAGAAGCUACUCUUACCUGGUAGCCACACUCAUUUUAUAACACCGAGCUGUUAGCCCAACCUGGAUUCCUCGACGCUUUCAGCAGGGUCUCCGGCCCAGUUUCACGACGCAGUAGACAGGAUGGACACAGAACCCAUGCCCAUCGACGCCCACGAGGAUACUCUCGGCGGCAUCGAGGGUUCUCCACACGUUGGCAGUAGUGCACAAAUACGCGGCAGCGACCGUCGCCACGGACAAUCACAAUCGCUGGAUCAGGGAUUUGGCAGUCAAGCGCAUCAGUCUCCACAUAACGAGGACAUGGAAAGGUACAACACACCACCAAUCCCGCCCCCUGGACCGUCACUAUCUAGACCUGCUUCGGGCCUCUCUGGCGGUUAUCACAACGGCAACAGUCACGCCAACAACAACUCGGCCGACCACGUUUCCAGGGGAAGCGGCGCGCAUGUAGAUUCCGGGUCGAACAGGGACACGGGGCGGAACCAUGUGGUCAUCAAAGUUGGAAUGGUUGGCGACGCACAGAUCGGCAAGACAAGUUUGAUGGUUAAAUACGUCGAGGGCAGCUGGGAUGAGGACUAUAUCCAGACCCUUGGUGUCAACUUUAUGGAGAAGACCAUCAGCAUCCGCAACACGGAAAUCACAUUCAGCAUUUGGGAUCUUGGCGGCCAGCGCGAGUUCGUCAACAUGCUGCCGCUGGUUUGCAACGAUGCUGUUGCUAUCCUCUUCAUGUUCGACCUGACGCGAAAGAGCACACUCAACAGCAUCAAGGAGUGGUAUCGCCAGGGAAGGGGGUUUAACAAGACAGCCAUUCCGAUAUUGGUUGGUACCAAGUACGACCAUUUCGUCAACUUUCCAAGGGAAGACCAAGAGGAAAUUUCGAACCAAGCACGCCGGUUCGCAAAGGCUAUGCGAGCAUCUUUGAUCUUCAGCAGCACAAGCCACAGUAUCAAUGUGCAAAAGAUUUUCAAGAUUGUGCUUUCCAAAGCCUUUGAUCUCAAGUGCACCAUCCCAGAGAUUGAGAAUGUUGGAGAGCCUCUACUUCUCUAUCAAUCAUGCUGAUAGUCACGCGCAUAUUCAUGGUUGGUUGUAUGCCUGGAGCUUUCUCCAAAAACCGCCGCCGGCAUUCUUAUCAAAACCAACUUAGCCAAGGCAAUAUUAUCCCGUGGUCACGAAAAUGGUCAUGAAAAGUGACCAAUGAUUCCAGCCACCAUGGUACGCAUCAGCAAUAACCUACCGAUACUAUCUGCGCUGUAUUCGAUAUUUUGAGAAAACGACAAGCUCUCCGUCCGGGUCUGCUUCACAUUACGAGCCUACAGACUGCAGUCAUCAGCCUGCAGUUUGAUUUUAAACAUUACUCACCAUUACAUCAAAAAACAUCCAGGAACACUACUCACCUUUUCCUUUGUCAAUCUGCACUAAAAUGCUAUACUGCUACCAGCCCAGACUCCACUACACUGUCUCCCUCCUUGAUUCUUCGCAGUUGGGAUUUCUAUUAUAUUGACGGAAGAAACAUCCGCACCGAACGAAUCCGAGAACAUUCACUCUUUCAACCGAUACACUCUCCUAUCUUCUGUUUCAUUUGUGUUUGGACGUUUUGGCGCGGAUAUCGAAUUUUCAAACCCCCCAAAUUGAGGGAAACGGAUGGGAAGGGGAAUUUCCGCUGGGUGUUACGUAUUCCUUUUUUCUUGUUCUUUUUCCGUUUCUUUACUUCACUGUUCAUAAAUGUAAUCAUUUAAACAUUCCAAUAAGACCUCGUGGUCGAACCUAAUUUUAGGCCACGGAACCGUCAUGACGGGUUUGCGCAUGCUUCUGUCGAGACUUUCGGAA